Thalassophryne amazonica is the source of this 1264-nucleotide messenger RNA. RefSeq names its product INO80 complex subunit B (gene ino80b). NCBI's taxonomy places the organism in Eukaryota, Metazoa, Chordata, Actinopteri, Batrachoidiformes, Batrachoididae. The record is from RefSeq and is a predicted model, not a curated record. Bases 99 to 1112 code for a protein of 337 amino acids. Gene Ontology annotation, cellular component: Ino80 complex. The transcript is spliced from 5 exons. Gene Ontology annotation, biological process: chromatin remodeling.
AAAAAAAAACGAUCUCGGCGUUUGUAUAUUGCAAAAUGAUCUUACCACCACGUUGAGUAGUUUUGUGCUCUUCUGUUCCUCAAAUCUGGCUUGUUUCGAUGGGGAAAAGGAAAGACACGAUUCAUUCCAGGUUUCUUGGUGAAGGCAGCUCUGGACUGCACAGCAGCCACAAGCGGAAGCACAAAAAACACAAGAAGCACAAGAAGAAGCACCACAGCUUCAGCGAGGCGCCAGAACCGGAGCCGCCGGUCAUCCCACGUCCUCCUCCGCAGCUCCGGCUGAAGAUCAAACUGGGAGGACAGACGCUGGGGACCAAGAGUGUGCCCACCUUCACCGUGCACCCCGGCGUGGCACGUCCUCCCUCACCACUUAUGAUCAUUGAUAACGACGACGAUGAUGAGGAGGAUGAUGAUGACAAUGACGAAGGUGAUGACGAUGACGAGCCCUCCGUGCCUCUGGAGCAGUAUCGGUCUUGGCUGGAUGAAGACAGUAACAUGGCGCCAUCCCCUCUGCCAGACAUGGACUCUGACUCCAUGCUGGGUGGACCCGUGGACGAAGAGGAGAGGUGGCUGGAUGCUCUGGAGAAAGGAGAGCUGGAUGAUAACGGCGAACUGAAGAAGGAGGUAGAUGAGUCUCUGCUCACUGCCAGACAGAAAGCUCUGCUGCACAAGCAGCAGAUCCAGCCCCUGCUGGAGCUCCCCAUGGGCUACAAGGAGAAGGAGAUGACAGCAGAGAUGAUGCAGAAGAGGGAGGAGCGUGCACGCAAGAGACGCCUGCAGGCUGCCAAGAAGGCAGAAGAGAACAAGAACCAGACCAUAGAGAGACUGACCAAGACCAGCAAGGCCAAGAGCAAAAGCACCAAGGAGAAGAAGUCUAAGCAGAACCACUGCCCCAUGGUGCGCUACAGCGACUCAGUCCAGGGCCUCGCCAUCUCCUUCCCCUCAGGAGUCCCUGUUCCGGCCCUGGCGCCUCCUUGCCCUCCUCCACCAGCUCCUGUGAGCUGUGGCGUGAGCGGCUGCACCAACCUGAAGAAAUACUCCUGCUCCAAGACGGGGGUUCCUCUCUGCAGCCUGGAGUGCUACAAGAGGAACCUGCUGCAGAGCCCAGUGUGAACUCUAAACUGGAACAUUUUCAGUAUAGAGAACUCUUGAGCCUUUUUUGUGUGUAUCUGUGUCAUCCUAAUAGUUACAAAUACACAACUUUGUAUUUUGUAAAAUAUAAGACCUCAGAGUUUGAGUUAAUCACUGUUUGUAUUACUAAUGAG